Messenger RNA from Fusarium subglutinans, 810 nucleotides. RefSeq lists its product as uncharacterized. The transcript has a single exon. Lineage: Eukaryota; Fungi; Ascomycota; Sordariomycetes; Hypocreales; Nectriaceae. Bases 1 to 810 code for a protein of 269 amino acids. The record is from RefSeq and is a predicted model, not a curated record.
AUGGAAUUUACUCCCAUCAAGGGGGCAGAGCUAGAAGACUUUCUGGGGGACUCCAGCGUCACCACGUCUCGCGCACCCGAUGCGAUCAUCACGCACUACUGCCAUCUAACGUACCUAGAAAGGCACGACCUAAGAGACCUGCUUUUUGCCUGGCUCGAGGUUACUCACAACACCACCGACUUUGCCAGCCUUUGCCCAAUUACGCAAUCUCAACGCGAGUCCUUCUUCUCCACCAUCUUCUCCGACUGGGAUUCUUCCGAACCUCUCUGCAGCCCAGAAUACAUACCUUAUAUGGAAACAGACGGAAUGAUUGAAGUUGGCGUAUGGAGCAAAGAUCUCCCAGUCUCGCGCGAGGAAUACGAGUGUGCCCUAGAGAAUGGUGAGCAGGAACCCACUCGUCAACAUAAUACAGCCAGGCAGGCUGGUCAGAAAGCGUUUAUGGCUCCUUUAAGGCACGAUAAUGAGGGCAAGAAAACCGUGAUCACAUUCCUAUACAAGGACGCUGAUGGCGCGUACAAUAACUCUCCAGAGCUUGUAACUUGGAAGCCGCCUGGUUUUCCGCCUGGUUCUACUGUUGAAGAUGUCUACAUACGAUGUAUCAAAGAGUACGAUGAGACCCAGGCUUCCCGGGCUUAUCAAUACAAUAUCGAGGCCAUAAUUGACACUGCUCGCAAGCGAAUCGUCAAAUAUGCCAAUGACGGCGUUCUGGAAGGUCGACUGCCUUAUAUAGUCCACAGAGUCCCUACACGAGUUGGUACAGAUCCGAUCUUGCCCAAAAUUGAGAGCGGUGACGCCUGUUGGGAGACGUGA